AUGGGCACGAAAGAUACACUAUGUCAACAUAGUAGCACUUCUGUCUGCCCCGAUGUAAGUUAUUCGAAGUGUCCACACUGUUUGCUUGAUCUUUGUCUUGAACAUGUUCUUGAACAUCAACUACAAGUUCGUCUCGAUUUUCAUCAAAUGAUCGAUCAUAUCAAUCAUCAAAAGUUAAUCUCAAACGACCAUUCAGUGAUCAAUGACAUGAAAGCGAAAACGCUGGAAAAAUUAGAAAAUUGGAAGACGACCAAGAUAGAACUUGUCAUGUCCGUUUAUCUGGUAGAACAAAGUCGCAUCGAGAGUACUUGGACAGCAAGUAUUGAGAGAAAGACGAAGAUCCAGAACAAAGUCUUUCAAGAAUUGAUCACCAAUUCCAAUGAAAUCGAAAAGAAGAAAAAUGUUCAUCCAAAUGAUAUCCUACAACUAAAAAAGAAGUUAAAUGAACUAGCAGAAGCUGUACGAGAAAUCGAACAGGACACAAAUGUCAAGCUGACAGCUAUUAUGUCAAGUGUUCAACUUCCCGAAAUUGCAAAACAAUUGAAAACUCAAGAAACUCUCGAAAUACUACUACAAGAAUGUGAAAACAAUUUAGAUAAAAAAAAUCGGAUAAUUCUCAAGCGAGAGAAUGAAUGCCAAUAUUUGGAACAAUUAAUCAUUGAGAAAGAUGAAAUAAUUCAUAAGCUGAAACAGAAACUUCGAUAA
Messenger RNA from Adineta ricciae, 705 nucleotides. The record is from the annotation of a GenBank genome assembly. Lineage: Eukaryota; Metazoa; Rotifera; Eurotatoria; Adinetida; Adinetidae.